AUGCGUUUCUCUCUUGUUAAGCUCGCCACCUACGCUGGCCUCAUCCAGGCCGCGGCCGCUGCUGUCCCCGUCGGUGUCGCUAUCACCAAGUGCACUGUCAACAAGAACAUCGCCCUCACCUUCGACGAUGGCCCCUUCGACUACACCAACGAGCUUCUCGACCAGCUCAAGAAGUACGGCUACAAGGCUACUUUCUUCUUGAACGGCAACAACUGGGGUAACAUCAACAACUACAAGGCUACCGUCAAGCGAAUGAUCAGCGAGGGUCACCAGCUGGGCUCCCACACUUACAGCCAUCCCGACCUGGCCACCAUCACCAACGCCGCUGUCCGCACGCAAAUGACCCGCCUCGAGGCUGACUUCCUCUCCAUCGUUGGGAAAUGGCCUACCUACAUGCGUGCUCCUUACUUCAGCACCAACGCCAACACCCUCUCCGUCAUGAAGACUCUCGGCUACCAUGUCAUCGGUGCCGAUGUCGACUCCCUUGACUGGGAGUACAACACCCCUGCUGAGACCGACACUGCGCUUAAGCUGUUCAAGGCCGGUAUCACAAAGGGCGGCUCCAUUGCUCUCUUCCACGACGUCCACCAGAACACUGUCCGCAACCUCAUUCCCAAGGUCCUCGACGCCGUCAAGCGCAGCACCCGUAUCCCUGUUACUGUCGGCCAGUGCCUCGGCGACCCUGCUGCCAACUGGUACAAGACCACCAAGCGCACCAAGCGUGACCUUGAGGAGGAGACUGAGGAGGAUGAGACUGUCUCUGAGCGCUCUCUCUCCGACUUCAUGGAGCGAUCUCGUUUCCGCCGCCACGCUCACGCCGCGUAA
Molecule: messenger RNA, 825 nt
Organism: Fusarium sp. VM40
Lineage: Eukaryota; Fungi; Ascomycota; Sordariomycetes; Hypocreales; Nectriaceae
Source: the annotation of a GenBank genome assembly